AUGGCUGCCGUAUUUGGCUGGCGUGUGUCGCCAUUUUCGGGGGCCUCGACAGCGAGCGGCGCUGUCACUGCCAGCAUUAUUCUCAUGGCACCAUGUCGUCCCUCACAACCGCUCGCAAAAGACGGCCAGCAUCAUCAUGCGGAUUUCAUCGAACGCUUUACGCAGCGACAAACCGCAACGCGGAUUGCGAAACAACCAGAAACCCUUACGGCUGCACAGCAUGCAGCCCUCCGCGAGCAGCUUAAGGACGUUCAUUUUCUCAUCCCUGAAUAUGCCGACAAUACGAAGAUCAACAUUGCUGGCAUGCUGCGAAAAUGGAAAACAUACUGCGAAUCCGUCAAGCUUACGGGCCACUGGCGAGAUGUGAUGAAGGAAGCAGACCGAGCGAUGGCGAUGGAUUUCCUCUACUAUCUGUGUGAAACAUACAGGAUCAAGUCGUGGGGCACAUCAUGGGAAUAUUUUCGCCAGUACAAGCAGCUGUAUGCCAGUGUUACCGGUCAUUAUAUGGACAGGAACGAUAGUAAAGAGAUUCUCAAGGACGUCGCUGACUCGGGCGAUUUGCUGGCCCUCCUGACCUUUAAUAUUGCGUACGAUACAGGCAUCUUCUCUGGAGCGAAGCAUCGCAUACAACUAGCGGGGUGCUACCUCGGUCUUGCCUUCACGGGAGCGCGACCGGCCGAGUUUGUGGACGGCGAGAGAAAGAGCGGCAAGGAUAGAUGUCUGGAGGAGCUCUUCCCGCGGAGAGCCAUGGGGGCUUCUGGCGAAGAUAAAGAAAAGGCUCCCGAUGAGAAUUCUGAGCUGCUUGAAGAGCUACUCGCACAAGAGCAUAUUAUUCGUGGACGUUCAAAAGCGCUCUGUUACGAAGAUAUCCUACUGAUAGUCGUACGCCAUCCGGACACCGGCAAGGACGUCUUAGCGAUAUCUAUCAAGUUCAUAUAUCACAAAGGGGUAGACAAUAAGCCAAAGCCAACUAUCUUCUUCUUUACCCCUACCAGAAAGUUGAUCUUUUGUCUUAUCAGCAUCAUCAUCAGCCUAGCAGUGCACGAUAAUGCAUUCGCUGCAUCGAAUUUAAUCAGUGCCAGACAAGUCUUUCAGGUUAAGAACCAAGAACCAGUCAAGUGCACUCCAUUACGCUGGAAGGAUGAAUGGCUCAAGCGGCCUGUUUUCCGCCGAUGCAACAACUCCUUUUUAAAGAAUGAACCGGAUGAUUCUGUCGCCUCAAAAUAUCAACCCCUUCAAUACUACAAGCUAAGAGAUGAUAUGGCGCAACAAUCGCUAGAUAGUGGUUGUGAGAAAGUGAUUGAACCGAAAGCCUGGCGCAGGGGAGCAGCAAACUCGGCCAACGGCAGCCAAUACCGGAUCAAAGGGACAAAGAACGAGGAACGGAUUCGAGAACUUAUCAGGUUAAUCGCAACCAAGAAGGCGCAGCGCGACAAGACCAUCCGGCGAGAAUACCGGGCGCAUCAUUUCCACAACCGUCCGACCUGGGAUAUUGAGAGACAGGCAAACGGGGGAGAGGAGGAAGUGUACGUCGAACCGACUUUUGAUCUGCCCAUACCCGAGCAUGCUCAGCUCGCCAAGAUCCUCUGCAACCAGCUGGACGACCUGAGCCCCUCAGAGCUGCUCGAAUACUGCAUUCAGGCAGUCGAGAGUAUGAUCUGCCUAUGUGGUAAAAGAGAGAUUGCAAAGCCAAAACGUAUUCUAUACAAGGCACUGGCUGAUAUUAUGGUAAAAGAAGAGUCUCCCGGGCCAGACUCCUUCCUGCUGGUAAUGCAUAAGAAGCAAUGCCUGCGCUGUAUUGGAAACGAAAACCUGUUCUAUGAUAAAAGGAUAUUCACCUACAGUCGAAUUUUAGUAAUGUGGAAUCAUUUCGAUGCGAAGCAUGCUAAGCAGCUAAGCAGUACAUAG
Messenger RNA from Cryphonectria parasitica EP155, 1908 nucleotides. RefSeq lists its product as uncharacterized. The transcript has 6 exons. The record is from RefSeq and is a predicted model, not a curated record. NCBI's taxonomy places the organism in Eukaryota, Fungi, Ascomycota, Sordariomycetes, Diaporthales, Cryphonectriaceae. The coding region runs from base 1 to 1908 and encodes 635 amino acids.